Messenger RNA from Nerophis lumbriciformis (worm pipefish), 1611 nucleotides. The record is from RefSeq and is a predicted model, not a curated record. Lineage: Eukaryota; Metazoa; Chordata; Actinopteri; Syngnathiformes; Syngnathidae.
AUGUCGACGCGAGACGAAAACGGCGACAAAAUAAAGAAAGAGCAGGAAAAGGAGGAGGAGAAGCAGCUCUGCCGGAAGAAAAAGAAGGAGAAACACGAGCGGGCGCACACGCCGGAAGUGGAGCGCAGAGAAAAAAAAAGCGACUCCGUCUUACUGCGCGGGAUCUUCAAAGUGGGCAAGAAGAGCCACGACGUCCUUCUGACCGGCACGCGACUCACCUGGACCCCCAUCCUACCCGAGAGCCCCGCAGGCAAAGCACGGCCGCUGCCGCCGCCCGGCGUGCUGAUGCUACGCGACGUCUUGGCGGCAAAGGUGAAGCGACGGCGGGCGGCGGGCCAGAGCUCCGGCGGCCCCGUGCUGGGCUUGGCUUUGUUCUACUGCGUGCGAAAGGGCCGCAGACUGGAGGAGGACACGCUGCACCUUCACAACGCGUCUUCGGAGCACACGCACGCCUGGUACAACACCCUGAAAGAGCUCCUUGCAGGUUUUAGCGGUCGACCCCGGCGCGUGAAGGUGUUCAUCAACCCCAGCAGUCACAGGAAGGAAGCGGUUCACAUCUACAGAGAGCACGUGGCGCCCCUCUUCAAGAUGGCCGACGUCUGCACCGACAUCACCGUGACGGAGAGGAAGGGGCACGCCCUGUCGGUGAUGACGGAGCUCAAGACGGAGGACUUUGACGGAGUGGUGUGCGUAGGCGGCGACGGUUCUGUGGCCGAACUUUGCCACGCCGUGGUUCUGCGAGCCCAACUGGAUGCCGGCUCUCCCGCCGUCCCCGUCAGAGCGCCUCUUCCUCUAGGGAUCAUCCCGGCAGGUUCCACGGAUGCGGUUUCGUGUUCCGUCCACGGAGUCAGAGAUCCGGUCACCGCCGCCAUGCACGUUGUCCUCGGUCACGUCCAGCGCGUGGAUAUGUGCAGCUUCCGGCGCGCGGAUCAGCCGCCGCGCUUCGGCUUCUCCGCCAUGUGGGGCUUCGGGGCGCGCGUCUUGGCUCGGGCCGAGAAGAAGCGUUGGAUGCCGUCGGCGCGGCGACGCGACUACGCCCUACUCAAGACGCUUGCCGGCUUGAGACCCCAAGACUGUCAGCUGUCCUUUGUCACCGACCGCGCCGACGACACCGCGGAGCGGGUCGAGGAACAAGAUGGCGACUCGGAGUCGUGGAGCACCGAUCGGGGCCCGUACCUGAGCGUCAGCAUCAUGGCCAUCCCCUGUCUUAGUCCUCACGCCCCCCGAGGACUGGCGCCGAACACCCGACUGGCCAACGGGAGCGCGGCAUUGAUCGCCGUGCGGGACACGUCCAGGUCGGAGUUUGUCAAACACCUGAAGAGGUUGAGCGCCCCCGCCGGCCAGUUGGACUUCUGCUUCGUGGAGGCGCACAAGGUGACGGCAGUGAGGCUCCGGCCCCGCGGUCCGACGGGCCGCUCGGAGGACGAGAGCGAGGACGACUCCAAGGCCGCGCCCGUCAUCCAUUCGUCGGCCGGCUUCCCUUGGAACGUCGACGGCGAGCUGCUGGAGAUCCCCGACGAAGUCCUCGUCAGGGUUCACCCGCAACUCAUCGGCUUGUACGGCGAGGACGUGGACGAGGCCGAGUCCGGCGCGUCCUGCGGCUGCCUGUGA